AUGUUCGAGCAAAAGGUCGAGGUCGAGGAGACCAACACGGCCACGGUCUACGACCAGAAGUUCAGCGAGUGGUACGCCGCGCCGGCCGACUCGUUGCAGUCCGAAAGAAUUCUUAUGGCACCGCACAUCCUCCUCGCGAUGCUGUGCCUCGCCGUCGCCGAGGAGCCGCGGCAACGCCUCGCGCCGCGACGCCGUGCGGCCUCCGCCGACGACCACUGCUUGGAGAUUUGCGCCUUCGCGAGCGGCGGCGCGACGUGCCUGGAGGCGCUGCCCUUCCAGGACGAGGGCUGCCCCUCGGACGCGCACAUCGUGGACAUGCCGGACUGCAGCGGCCCGCUCGGCCUCGGCGACCUCUGCGAAGCCGACGGCGAGUGCAAGACAAACAAGCGCAUCGACAACUGCGAGUACGUGGGCCUCCAGGUGGCCGACAUCUACCGCGUCGUCACCAAGCCGAGUCCCGCGCCGAGCGCCGUGCCCGCCGCCGCGCCGGCGGACUCGCCCGACCCGACGAACCGCGCGGCCGCCUCCGCCGACCAAUGCCUGGAGAUCUGCGCCUUCGCGAGCGGCGGCGCGACGUGCCUGGAGGCGCUGCCCUUCCAGGACGAGGGCUGCCCCUCGGACGCGCACAUCGUGGACAUGCCCGAUUGCAGCGGCCCGCUCGGCCUCGGCGACCUCUGCGAAGCCGACGGCGAGUGCAAGACGAACAAGCGCAUCGACAACUGCGAGUACGUGGGCCUCCAGGUGGCCGACAUCUACCGCGUCGUCACCAAGCCGAGCGCGUCGCCGAGUCCCGCGCCGAGCGCCGUGCCCGCCGCCGCGCCGACGGACUCGCCCGACCCGACGAAGUGCCCCUCGGUGGUGCCGACGGUUCGCAAGCGGCGCGCGUCGCGGCGGAGCCUCCUCUUCUUCGUGCUGCUCGUCAUGUUCGUCGCGUCCGUCGCCGGCCUCGUCCUGUGCUACCUGUGCCUCUUCUGCGUCGGCUGCUUCGUCGCCGGCGGGUCCCGCGGCAAGCGCGGCACCGACGACGUCACCGGCGCCUUCCGCGACGACGUCGCCGCGGCCCAGGAGCUGCCCGCGGUCGGCGCGUACGAGGCGCCCGUGGCGUCGCCGCUCGGCGAGGAUCGGGAACGGUCCCUCGAGCGCUUCAUAAAGCAGCCCAACUGCGAGAUGGCAGCCGACAAACCCGACGCAACAAAAAAGGCCGACGCGUUGGCCGCCGCGGUGGCGAAGGAAGUGCGGGCGAACGCGCCGGCCAUCGAGGACUGCUUCCGCGCGGAGCUGGCGCGCACGCGCGGCAACGCGUCCUUCGGCGAGGGCGACCUCGCCGGCGCGCUGCGCGACUGGACCGAGGCCGUGCGGCUGAGCGGCGACCUACCCGGCGCGGCGGCGGAGUCCAAGGCGCGCGCGCUGGGCAACCUGUCCAUGCUCAAGCUGUCCUACUUCGCCGACGUCCGCGGCGCCGUCGACGACGCGGCCGCGAGCGCGGAGGCGGACCCGACGUACGCCAAGGCGUACGCGCGGCACGCGGCGGCGCUGCGCUGCGCGCUCGGCGACGGCGCGCCGGAGAUCCUGCGCGCCUUCCAGGCCGCGGACGGAUUGCGGCUGCCGCCGCGCGAGGAGAAGGUGCUGAAGCGGCAGCGGCUCGAGUGCAAGCACCGGCGGAAGGCCUACGAGGCGCAGGUCCAGGAGCUCGCGGAGCGGCCCGUGGCGCCCGGCGGCGCGCCCCUCGACGCGCACAUCGCCGCGAAGCUCGACGAGCACGCGCGCGCCGCCUCCGCGGCCGUCGGCGAGCCGUCGGCGCGCGGCCUCCCCGAGGCCGCCGGCCGCCGCGUGCUCGCCUGCCUCGACUGGCGGCGCGCGGCGCCGCCGCGGGUGUUGGACGCCGCGGCCCGCGCGGCCCUCGCGGCCGACGCCGUGGCCUUUGGCGCCACCUGCCGCGCGGCGCGGCGCGCGGCGGACGCGGGGCUCGCGGCCGCGCUCGCGCCGCGGCUGACGUGGCGCGCGCUGGCGACGGCGCCCGACGGCGCGCUCGACGACCUGCGGCGCGUCGAGUGCGCCGACGACGACGGCGCCCUCGUCGCCGCGUGCCUCGUGCGCUGCCCGCGCGUCGCCGAGGUCGCGCUCCGCGGGACCUUGGCCUUUCCCGUCGACGCCGCGCUCGGCGCCUGCGGGUCGCGCCUGACGUCGCUCCGCCUCGACGACGUCUCCGCGCCCGACGGCUUCUGGCGCGCCGCGCUCCGGGGCUGCCCGCUGCUCUACGCGGUCGACGCGAAGCCCGUGCGCGGCGCGGACGAGCUCUGCGAGGCCCUCGGCAAGGAGUGCGGCCUCCUGCGGGACCUGGAGCUGCGCGCGGCCUUCGGCGUCGACGUGGCGGCGGGCAAGGCCCUCGCCGCCGGCUGCCCGAACCUGCGCCGCGUCGCCGUCCGCGGCGGGCCGACGGUCGACAACUACGCGCUCGAGCCCCUGCUCCGCAAGUGCCUCCGCCUCGAGGCGCUCGCGCUCGCGGACUGCAGCGCCGUCGACGACGAGCUCCUCCUCGACGUCGCCGACGUCGCCGCCGACCUGCCCCUGGCCCUCGCGGACCUGUCGCUCCACCGGACGAGCUGCACGCGGGCCGGCGUCGACGCGCUCCGCGACGCGCUCGCCAAGGACGAGCACAACACCGCGCUGCGGAUCGACUUCGACGGCCCGCCGGCGGACGACGCUCCGCCUCCCGUGGAAUCUCCGCUAACUUAG
Molecule: messenger RNA, 2736 nt
Organism: Aureococcus anophagefferens
Lineage: Eukaryota; Pelagophyceae; Pelagomonadales; Pelagomonadaceae
Exons: 4
Coding region: 1-2736 (911 amino acids)
Molecular function (GO): protein binding
Source: RefSeq, a predicted model, not a curated record